Messenger RNA from Porites lobata, 996 nucleotides. The record is from the annotation of a GenBank genome assembly. NCBI's taxonomy places the organism in Eukaryota, Metazoa, Cnidaria, Anthozoa, Scleractinia, Poritidae.
UCAGUAACAGUGAACACAACAGUAAAUGGAUCAGGUUUUUGGAAUUGCUCCAGUCUGAUAAAUCCAGAAGCAGGAAAAAUUGGAACAACAGUUGCUCUUAGUUUGAGCCUCGUUUUCUCGCUGGUUGGAAAUUCUCUCAUCGUAUUAAUUGUUUACAAAACACAAACUUUGAGAAAACCGAUUAAUCUGUUGAUUGCAAAUAUGGCCUUUUCCGACCUGCUCUAUCUAACAUGUCUGUUCCCUGUUCAACUGGCAGAGAUGCACGUUGGCUCGUGGCUUAUUGGUGGUACCCUUGGUCAAGCCUUAUGCAAGCUACACACUUUUCUUGCAGAUGCUUCCUCGUUCGUUUCGAUUCAGAGCUUAGUUCUGAUAGCAGUGGAUCGAUUUGGAGCUGUUGUGGUUCCACUCCGCUCUCCUCUCAUAACUAGAAAGCUGUGUUCAUUCUUUAUUAUCGCUACGUGGUUCAUAGCAAUGGCUGUUCUUUCGCCAUUUCUUGUUACUUAUAAACUUGUUAAAUACCAAGGACGACUGAUGUGCGAAAGUCUGUGGAUAGAAGCCUUCGGAGGGAACACAUAUCCAAAUUACACCCUAGCAGUUGUUGUCGUGUUUUUCUACAUCCCCUUUGUCCUCGUGGUGAUACUUUACUCUAUCAUCUUGAUGAAGCUUAAAAUGCAAGCCCAUCCAGGUGAACAGUCAGCCAACGCCGAAGAACAACGCACCAGAAGGAACAGAAACGUGCUUAAGAUGGCCAUUGCUAUCGUUGUAGUGUUUUUUAAUUGCUUGAUACCUUGUUUCAGUAACUUUGUGAUAGUUGGUUUUAGUGCACCAGACAGUUCCAUUUGGUUUUCAUGUACUUUUGUUCUAUACGUUAUUGUCGCCCGUUAUAUAUCUUACACAAACUGUGCUAUCAACCCGAUUAUCUGCUUCAUUGUUAGCAGUAAUUAUCGUCAAGCACUUAAGAGACUUGUAAAUUGCUGUGAUACAGUGAAAGAUUAG